Molecule: messenger RNA, 1220 nt
Organism: Mollisia scopiformis
Lineage: Eukaryota; Fungi; Ascomycota; Leotiomycetes; Helotiales; Mollisiaceae
Exons: 1
Coding region: 445-936 (163 amino acids)
Source: RefSeq, a predicted model, not a curated record
GUGAGAACACAUUGAAUAUCAGCAGUAGAGAUGCUAUCACUGAUUUGAGUUUCGGACCACUUCCCAUGACCAGAGUGGCAUCCCGAGCGUAUCUCGCAUACAUCAUGCUUCUGUAGACCCCUUACAGUAAGAGAGCUAUCAUAUUUCUCUCCCGCGGCUUCGGACCAUUACCCUCCCGCGUGUUAGCGAGCGCUCCGAUCUUAAGGUAUACACAUCAAAGAGUUUGCUAUGCGUUCCAGAUACCAGACCUGGGCACUUCCAUAUGCCGACGUCGCAUUCUAGCGACGUAGCAAACUUAACAGCAGCAUGAUAUAGAGGUGGGAGUAUCCCCGUGCAGAAAAUCGUCGUCGAAUCCUACCUGCUCCUCCGUACAAACUUCGAAAAGCAUCGUGAGUUUGCGAAGAACAUCCCGUCGGACUUGCUUGCUUGCUUGCUUGCUGCGUCAUGAAUUCUCAAAUACUCGUGUUUGUCCAUGCCCAUGUUCUUCUUCCUUGCAUAACGCCUUCGUCGACUGGCUCUCGAUAUGGCUGCACCGGUGACGCUACCGGAAGCGUGAGGAUUCCAUCCGCGACCAAUAACACCAUGUGGCGCAAAAUUUGGGUCCAGGGAUCGAAGAGUUCAAUCUACGGCAAGUUGACUCGGGGGGGGAAGUCGUCACUUCUUGAAGUCUGGAUACGAACGGGUACCAGAUCUCCUCCCGUCGACCGGGCUAACCUAGUGCCAGAUGCGAUGACUUCAGCAGUAAGAAUCGACGCAAGCAAACGCGAUUCUCCCUUUAUACUCGAAGCGUCUUCUUACAUACGAACAGCAAUCCUGUCGAGGGAGGAAGAUCAGAACCAGCAUCGGCACCGGUACGAGCUCCUUCGCAGCAGCCGUGAAGUCUCGGGAUCUACCUGGACCUGCCGCGAUCCAAUAACUAACUGCUGGAGCAUCUGAAAGCAAAGUCGAGAUCCAACACUUGGCCGCAAGAAGCAAGACCACCACCAACACAACGGCCUCUGCUGCACUGAACAAAAGCAAAUCCGUUUUUGACGAAAGAAGAAUAUGUUGCACAUGGAGGCGCAAGAGGCGCCCUGACUCUCAAAUACCGAGACUCAAUCGUCAAAUCCCGUGGGUGCCGCCUCAAAAGACGAGACGAGUGUCUUGACGCCCAACAAACGUCUGAGCGUUUCCAACAUCUUUCUGGUACUGUAGAGACAUUGACUUUAAGCUUUUUGCUA